Molecule: messenger RNA, 3842 nt
Organism: Aedes aegypti (yellow fever mosquito)
Lineage: Eukaryota; Metazoa; Arthropoda; Insecta; Diptera; Culicidae
Product: prohormone-3
Exons: 7
Coding region: 566-1231 (221 amino acids)
Source: RefSeq, a predicted model, not a curated record
UCAACAGUUUCCGCUUCGCACGCUGCAGUACACUUUUGACCGAGGACUAGAGCGUUUGGCUGAAAUACUCAGCAGCUAAAGGUGUGCAAAUCGGUUCAACCCGGGAGUGCUUAGUGGGAAGAAUAAGAAGAUUGCCAUUUUCUUGGAAAUAAAAAGCCACUUUCAUCAGUGAGGUCCUUGCUCCAGUGGAGGAAUUCUCGAAAAAUAGUGAAUUGUUACUACGCAUCGGAAAAUUCCAUUCGGUUGACAAAGGAAAAAAGGCCAAGGGAAAUACCAACAGUAGCAAAGAGUGUGUGUGAAUAGUGUGAAAGUCACGUUUCGUUGAGGUGUCAAAUUGCGUUCGCGUUGAGUUCAAACGGCCUUAAAAAGGAUUUGAGAAUCGACUGACCGAUUGGUGGCUGCUUCUGCCUUCUCCGACGGUGCAUCAAUUUUACAUCAGUAAAAGGCUCUUUAGUUAUACCCUCCGCCCGCCCCCAUCUAGUCUUGAGAACAGCAUAGUAAGUGCAGAAAAAAAAAGAAGUAAGGAAACCUAUCAACCCCACUUAUCACUAGGCAAAGCGGCAAAAUGAAGGCAACCGCACUGUGGGCGGCCAUUGGAGCGAUACUAAUCUUCAGUGGCACCGCGAACGCCUGGGGUGGCCUAUUCAACAGAUUCUCGCCGGAAAUGUUGGCAAAUAUGGGAUACGGCAGCCACGGGGGAGCUUACCGGCCGCAGGCAUUCCUGCAGAAUGAAAUCCUAGACGAAGAGCAGCAAAACCAGCGCAUCGAAGAAGACACCUGCUACGGAAGGGCGUGCUACUCCAACGAAAACUGCUGCCCUGGGCUGGUUUGCGUGAACGUUGACGGAGGUGAGCUCGCCCCCUACAUUUCCAAAUUCGUUGGCCAUUGUGUGUUCAUGCUGGGGCGCAAAUACGGCGAAAUGUGCCAGCGGGAUUCCGACUGCGAGUCCGGCCUGGUUUGCGACAUCUCGACGCUGAGCGGCGCCAGUGUUUGCCGACCGCCGAUCGUACUGGCCAAGCAGUACGCCGAGGAUUGCAUUACGUCGAGCGACUGUGAUAUCACGCGAGGACUGUGCUGCCAGGUGCAGAGAAGACAUCGACAAGUACCCCGUAAGGUCUGCUCGUACUUCAAGGACCCGCUGCUUUGCAUUGGAACUGUUGCUGCCGAUCAGGUCAAACAUGAAAUCCAGCACACUGCAGGCGAGAAACGAAUCAUCUAUAACAAGCAUUAAGCGUUGGAGAACGUGAUGGCAGCUUAACUAUCUAAGUAACAUAAAGCACUCAAAAAACCCCGGAUAGACGGAAACGCUUCUGGAAACAGACAAAAUCAGCGACAAAAAGACACACAAAACAAGCAUAAUCAAAAUACCAGAAAUAGUAGCGUUAACUUUUACUUUACUGUACAGAAUCCGUUUCCCGACCGCUUAUAGCAAAGCAUCAAUCCUCCUCACGUUUUUGUUAUGCCUUGCAAGUCGAGGAAGCUGUUGAGUUUCUAGUUACUUGAAAGAAAAAAAAUAGAAUCGAGAAUAAAUUGAAAAACUUUCCACCUGAUUGGUACGAAAGAGUAUGAAAGCCAGUGGGAUGAGUCCUAACCUGUUGAAGCAUGCGUGAAAAGGUGGAGAACGAAGUAUUUACUAAAAUGGCACAGAACUUUAAGAAAGUUUUCCCUCGUUGUGGUAUAAUGUUAGUUAAGAUGGUCUACAAAAAUAAAGAAAUGGUGAAACAACGGAACAAAGGAAAUAAGCACUCACUAUUGCAACAAAAAUGAACUAAUACAUAUCAAUCAAUGUCCUUAUUGUCCUUGCCGAGAUAAAUAUACUUAUAUUGAUAGCAAAUAGUGAAUGAUAGCAUUUCUUUAAACAGAUUAUAUUAGCUGUAAGAGGCCCUUCUUAUAAGCAACGUUCCGGAAGUGUAACGAUCAAUUUUCCAUAAACAACAAAAAUACAUAUCAUGCAUGAGUUCAAUUAUGUGAAAACUCCCUCCAGAGCAGUAAGAAUUUUCAAAUAAAAUAAGAAGUAAUCAAAUAACGAUGUUACCACCAAGCGAACUUUUAGUUCCGUAAUGCUUCCUUAAAACUUAAAUCAAAGAAUUUUCCACCAAAAAGGUGCGACGGAAACAAUAAGCACUGAGCACGCAAAAUAAACUGAAACCGGAAAAAAUUUACCUACCUAGGAUUAAAAAAAUUUCAGAAAAAUUCCAACCGCCGGUUCGUCUUGUCACAUUGAACAUCGAAGUUGCCUACGAUUCGUACAUACAAAGGUUAUCUCAUUGCCAAGUAUCGAAUAGCUCCAAAUAUUGGCUUUCAAAACACCAUCCAUAUGAUUUUUUUUUUCUUAAACGAUUUCAAACCUCAUUGUUCUAUUUUCAUUUUUCGUUAAAAGGUUUUUUUGAAAUUCGUAAUGAAUAUGAGAUGCUUCUCUAUUUAUUUAUUUUGUUUACCUAAACUUUCAUGGAACAUAAAUCAGAAAUAUUAUGGUAUCUUAUUCCAAGAGAAAUAAUAACCAAAUAAUCAAGUACGCAACUCACUGUUGAAAUAUUUCCUAUCCAAUCGUGACAAAACUCAUUGUGUUUGCAUGAACCGGCGGAAUGCAACCUAUCAAACUUUUGACUUGUUGGAAAUUGACUUCUAAUUGUUCUAAUUGUUUCAUACUUCUUCGUAAACCAUGUAAGAUAUUUUCGAAAUACAACUGUGUCUGUACACAUUGUUAAACUGUCAUUUUUAAUCCGAGAAAAACGGCCACAUGCAGUGAAAAAGAAGGUUGAGUACAUCAACAUGUGAAAACUGAAGAGUCACAGAUAUUAUACUGAUAUUAUCGGUUCUUAUGCAAAGAAACAUAUCGUUAUAUAAAAUGAAAAGUAUAAUUAAACUAAAAAAUAAACUUAGAGUAACGGUGAUUACCAUGUAAGUUUAGGACCUAAAUAACUGAACAACAAGAUAUCAUACUGGCUGAGGCAUUUACUUAUCGUAUGUUUAGUAUACACUUAUAUAAAAAAUCAAAAUUAUUAAAAAUUAGAAUAUUCUCAAAUCCGCGAAAUGAAGUGAAAAAAAGGCCCAGAAGAAGUUAUGGUUGAAUAUCACACAACUGCAAAAUCAAAAGCAAAACAUUCCUUCACUUAAAACUAUUCAUUUCACGGCUUACUAAAUCUCUUGACUGAAAUCAAAAUAUGAGCGAAUAGAGAAUAAACCAACAAAAGGCAGGCAACAAUCAACUAAAACUUAAACAAACUGUGACUAAUGUGAAGCAAAACAAGACACAACAACUACACUCAGAGUGUGCAAAGAAUAACAAAUAUUUCCAUUCGACGAACUCGAAAUUGUACGAACACAAAGGUAUCAUCUAACAACAAAAGCCUUUCUUCGAAAGAAGCACUCUGAUGAACAAUUGCACAGAAACUGUCACAAUAACAGCAAAUACAGUCGAGCAACAUUCUGGAAACGUAAUGAAAGUUACAAACGAUCACCAAAACCCAGAGUCCACAAAAAUCUUUCCAGAACGCUGCACGACCAAGACCUGGAACUGCAGGAAGCCUAUUCGCAAAAUGAGGAAACUAAUUGCUUCUUAGGCCUAAGUUCAGACGAAAACGUUGAAACGACAUGUGAGGGCACAUUACUCUUCUUUUUGAAAUGUCGCCCCAAUCAAAUCGAAAACAUAUCAAAUCUCUCGUAAUGGUGCCACAAAUAGUUCUACAUAUUUGUAAAAUUCUGUCCUAUUUAUAAUAGGAAAAGAUCAACAGACAAGGACAAAGAAGUACGAAGAAAACGACGCGCAAAAACUGAAUCAGCGAAUCACUUUUUUAACAUGCAACACAAAAACACAAACACAAAAGCUUCGGCGUAAAAUA